AUGGCGUCUCCUGCCAAAAUCGACCUGUCCUGUCUCUCCCCCGACAAGGACACUGACAACAAGGACGGCGCCGCCCGCGAGGCCAAGAUGCUCGACGUCCUCUCCGCCGCCGUCAACAGUGCAGAGUCCACCGACGCCGCCGCCGCCACCGCCGCCACCGACCUCGACAAGCUCUACCGGGCCGAGAAGCCGGAUGCCGUCGAGGACUUUCUCUGGUCCCUGUGGAUGCUGCUCAUCGCCACCGUUAAAAAGGUGCCUGCCGACGACGCGCGCCAGCAGCUGCUCGUCGAGACGGUCGCCCAGCUCACCAGGAAGCGCGACGACCCCGUCAAGCUUUGGGGCCAGGAUACAAAGGUCUGGUCCGAGCUGCCCAUGCUGGGCCCUUGCAUGCGCGAUGCGUGGAACCUCCGCCCCAAGCUCAACGGUUCUGACCAAGAUAACGACGCCAUCCGCGAGUGGAUCUCCCUCAACUCCUUUGCCGCCCGCAUGUUUGGCCAAAAGCUGCAGUCCUGGGUCAACCUUGCCAUCUGGGAGCUGCGCGCAGCUCUCGAGGAGCAGCUUCCCGAAGCCUCCCCCACCACCGCCAAGGACGCUAGCCUGGCCACGGCGUGUGAGUGGAUCAUGCACGCGGGCGAGGCGUUGCAUGAGCAGGGCCUCCAGACCCAGAGCUUGGACGACAUGGAGAAGCGGGCGCUGAAGCCGGGGAAGCUGUUCAGCAGCCAGACGUCUGGGCUGAGCAACGAGCGGUGGACAUUCUGGCGCGAGAGGCUGGGGGAGGUGGGCGCUGGGGCCGGGAGCGGCGAACUGAAGGAGAGGGCUCAAAAGGCUGUGGACAAGAUGGAGGGACUUGAGGGCUGA
This is a messenger RNA of Hirsutella rhossiliensis, 858 nucleotides long. RefSeq lists its product as uncharacterized. The coding region runs from base 1 to 858 and encodes 285 amino acids. The record is from RefSeq and is a predicted model, not a curated record. The transcript has 2 exons. Lineage: Eukaryota; Fungi; Ascomycota; Sordariomycetes; Hypocreales; Ophiocordycipitaceae.